UGUACGCAAAAGCACGUGCAUAGCACUACCUCAUACAGUCAAUUGGUAUUUAAUGAUGAGAGGCGCGUUAAAACGAUCUUAGUGGUUGUGGUUUCACUGACAGAAAUUGAUGACAUGACGUGUAACUGGUUUCUUUUAUAGAAGAUAGUUAAGAUGAUGUGGACAGAGGUUUCAAUCAAUGUUCAAGGAAUCCAAGCUUAAAUCGUUUUUCAGUGACUACAAAAACCAUGUCAGCCGCCCUGGGACAUCUUCUAAGCCCGAACGAGGCUUACUCGCCCCAGUCAUCCACCUCCCGCCUGGCUGUCCACAAAAUGAAGUCAAGGGCCGGCUACGGUGCCUCGCCGACCAAGGACAGACCGGUCCAAGCGCUGACCGGGGAGGCUCUGGAGCAGCACAUCUCGCAGCAGUUGUUCGUGGGGGACAUCGAGACCGAGCGAAAGACGUCCAACCUGCGACGGCUGAGGUCGAUGGUUCCCGGCGCCGAGGGUUCGGCGGCCAAGCGGGCGCAGCAGCUGGCCACGCACACGCCGGACGUGCUGAUCCACGAUCGUGACACGAAGAUGCCGCACCGCAAGGACACAAUCGCCAUCACAUUCUUCGUCGACGUGUCCGGGUUCACGGCACUGACUGAGAAGUAUACGCUGAGCGGUCGCGGUGGCACGGACAAGCUGACUGAGACGCUCAACAGUUACAUCGGCGCCCUUGUCGAGUGCAUCCUCCGCCGGGACGGAGAUGUGCUGCAGUUCGCUGGUGACGCCAUACUGGCGAUGUGGCCGUGUAGCACGGAGAAAGAGAUGCCAGCUAAACUAGAGGAGGCCAUCACCUGUGCUGUGCACAUACAGGAACAUUACGGCAUCCGGAAAACAGAUGUCGGAGUGAAGCUCAAAGUGAAGGUUGGUAUCGCGUGCGGCAGCGUCACCAUGUUCUUCAUCGGCAUCAGCAGCUGCAGCCAGUUCGUGAUCGUCGGCUCGGCGGUGGACGACGUGAACGCCAGCGAGAACCAGUGCGAGUCGGGCGACGUGGUGGUCUCGCCGCGCGCCUGGGAGGUCAUGCAGGCCGGCACGUCGUACGUGGCCGAGCCGCGCGGCACCACCGGCUUCAUGAAGGUCAGACACAACGUGCGGGACGACAGUGACCGCGACAGUAAGGAGGCCAUCGACAUCGUUUCUGUGCGCCGCUCGGUUGCUGUUGCCGGCACCAUGGAGGCCAAACUUACUCCUUACGUCAUCCCACCCGUGCUGAAAAAGCUGGCCGAUGACCAGCCGCUGGAGUACCUCUCGGAGAUGCGUCAGGUCUCAAUAGUGUUCUGCCAGCUGGCCACGGACGGCAUCUCCUCGGAGUUGCCCGCCAUUCUCCAGGACGCUUUCGUCAUCAUGCAUAAAAAAAUAACUGCGGUCAGCGGAUGUCUCAACAAAGUGUUCGCCUUCGACAAGGGCAUCACCUUCCUGGUCAUCUUCGGACUACCAGGCUUCAAGCACAAGAAUGAGGUGGCGCAUGCCCUGCAGUGCGCCGAUGCCAUAUCGGUGGAGCUGCUCAAGGUCAAUGGCAUCGCCAGGGUCUCCAUAGGUGUGACGACAGGGCCCACCUUCUGCGGCGUGAUUGGUCACCCUGCGAGACACGAGUACACGGUGAUUGGUCGGACCGUGAACAAGGCGGCUCGGCUCAUGACCAACUACCCGGGCGUCGUCUCCUGCGACGAGGAAAGCUACUAUCACUCCCAUCUACCUAUACAACAGUUCCAGAAACUGGAAUACAAGCCGUUGAAAGGAAUUCCCAAUCCCGGCAAUAUCUACCAGUUUGUAGCAAACGACGGUGAGCUUGGCCAGAAGCUGCCGCAGUACAAGUACCCAUUGCUGGGAAGGAAAACUGAAAUAAAGGACUUUAUGGAGAAGAUCAAAGACAUAAAGGGGUCCGGCGUGCGCCUGAUCGUGUUCGAGGGAGAGUCCGGUAUCGGCAAGAGUCGCCUCAUCGACGCGCUCGUCUCCAUGGCCAAGAAGAACGGCUGCCUCGUGUCUUAUGUGACGAUGAGUUUGCAGCUAAGCGGCAGCAGUGGGUAUGCGCUCAACGGGAUCUUCAGCCAGCUGCUGGGUCUUAACCAGUACCGAACGGCCAAGGAAAAGGAGGUCCACAUACUGGAUCAUUUCAAAGACAAGCAUCUCGGAGACGACCUGUGCCUGCUGAACGACCUGCUGGAGCUGAAGCUACCCGUCAAUCCUCGUAUAGCACAGACGGACGGACCCACCCGCAAGAACAUGACUACGCAGCUGCUCUGGAAAAUCGUCAGGGAGCACACGGCCGUGUCAUCUGGCGUCGUCUUCGCCAUCGACAACGCCCACUUCAUAGAUGACGAGACCUGGUCGUUCCUGGAGACCAUGUCGACCACCUCGGAGGCGGUGCUGUGCCUGCUGACCAUGAUGCCGCCUUCGCUGCACCCGCUCUCAGAGAUCGCCGCCUCCACACUGAAGUCCAAGGCUCUGACGUACGUGCGCAUGAAAGGUCUCGAAAACGAAUACUUGACCGCUCUCGCCUGCCAAAUACUGGAAGUGAAGGGCGUCCCUAACGAAGUUGUCAAACUUCUGCAGGAGAAGUCGCACGGCAUCCCGGGCUGGUGUGAGCAGCUGCUGGGCGACAUGUUCCAGAACCAGUUCCUGCGCGUAUCACCCCUGACCAGCUCCUCCAAGGAUAAGAACAAGCGCAUCUCGUUCGCCAACCCGACGCUUGUCACCAAAAGAUCGAGUAUUAUGACCGCAGACGUGACGUCGGCGGCCGCUGGCGCCGGAGCUGAUCACAGGCCGGAGCCAGCGGCUCGCGCGCAGAUGGAGGCCCGGCGAGAGUCCCGAGUCAAGCCCGAGAAAACCGACCAUCAUCAUGAUAGUGCUGCUGACGGCAAGAGUAAACAGCCCAACCAAGGAAAGAAGAGAGUUAGCGUCAUAGAAAAGCUACUCGGCAAGAACAAGCUGCCGGAUGUGGUGAUGCCGGAGAUCGAACCGGUGCCGGAGGACGAAGAGCUGCCGGAGCCGCCGCCGGCCCGUGAGUCCGGCUCCAACAUGAUCUGCGACCUGGCGCCGGGAGUUGUGUUCGCCAACAUCCCCAUACCCGACACCAUGCGCGGAAUGAUGAUGGCCACCUUCGACAAGCUGAAUCCGUUCGAGCAGAUGUUUUUGAAGUGUGGCGCCAUCCUGGGUGACACCUUCGAGCGGUCGCUUCUGGAGGCCAUCAUUCCCAACUUCCAGGCGCGCAAGGUGCGCUCGGCCACGCGGCGUCUGUUCGAGCUACGCAUCGUCAUGUGCGCCACGCCGGCGGCCGACCAAGGCCAGCACCACACGCACGCCGGCGCCCCAGUCACCACCAAGAGCAUCGUGUGCCACUGCGACCUACCGCCCAUCCUAGAGACGCUGAUGUGUCAGCGUGCUGAACCGCGGUACGUCCACUGCCAGCUCAUGCGGUUCGUCUCUGCAAUAAUGCAGGAGCUGGCGUACGAGACGCUCAUGGAGAAGCAGCGCCAGCACCUGCACCGGAACGCGGCACUGCAGCUCGAGAGCCGCGCCCACCGCUGCCGCAGUUGCGGCGGCGGCGACUUCGAACACGGCCUCAGCGGAUCGGAAUCCUUCAAAGUGGCGCUGCGGCAAUCGUCACAGUCGGUGAUGGCACAACAGCAGCAGGCCGGACCCUCUCGCCUCCACCGGGGCACCAAAGUGAUUCCCAAAAGCAGGGAGCGAGGUCAGGAGACCAGCCUGGUGUACCGUCCAAUACAGCAGACAGCAACUAACGCCCAACAGCACGUGCGCUCGCGCUCGUCAUCGAUGGUGACGGACGGGGGCGAUGAAGAGGAGGAGGGCGCCAGUCCGCUGGACCGGCGCGCCUGCCGCUGCACAGAGAUCCUGGCCACUGUCUACCCGCAGCUGAUCAGACACUGGAAAAACGCCAACAUGGUGGGCAAGACGGUGCACUUCCUAACCGCGGCCGGCGAGGCGGCUAUCACCCUGCAGAACAACAGCCAGGCCCUCACCUACCUGCGCGAGGCGCAGAUUCUCGUCGACGAGAUGAAGACAGGUGCCCGCCCCCUGCCGGACCCGGACGACGGUGAUGUGAUUCCCGCGUGGUGGCAGGACGCCCGCAUCGAGAACCUCAUGGGCCAGGCCUACCUGCGCAUGGGCAUGCUUGAGGACUCGCUGUCGCACCUGAGGGCGGCUCUGGAUAUGCUGGAGAUAUCUUUCCCCACGCACGUCAACAUUUUCCACAUCUGGGCGGCCGAGAUCACCCAAAUGGUGCACAAGCUGCUCCCACGGCACUAUCUUGGCAGCGUCGACCAGGAGAUGGCUCCCAUCAUGGUUGAGGCGGCCAACUGCCUGAACAGCUUGGUGGCCGUCUUCAACCUCAAACACAACCAGUCUGUGUGCUACUUGGCGGCGUUGAUGCAGCUCAACAUCGCCGAGGCAGCCAGCACCGACUUUCACGAGCUCAUCACCGCCUACUCCAGUAUCAUCCAGGCAUGCAUGGCCCGUGGCCGUCUGAGACAGGCGUCCAGCUACUCCCGCCAGGCCAUCUCCAAGCUAGAGGCGCUGUUCGCCAUGAUGCAGGAGGAGGACUUCGCCACCGCAGCCAGUCUCUACACCAUCGUGCUCCGCAUGAAAAUUGCGAAUGGAGAUCUGUUCGACGCCUUGGAUAACGGCUAUAUCGCGCUGAGCAUCAACCGCCGGAUCCACGACGGCGAGGCGGAGCUGGCGUCCGCCCAGCUGCUCGCCCAGUGUCUGCUGCUAAGGCUGGCCAUCCAGGAAAUGGUGGACCUGUCGCGCCGCGUCCUGUUCGUAGCCGAGGAGGGCAGCCACGUGCUCGGCAAGCACUGGUACUACCUCGGCUGCCUGGACAUGCUGAUCGAGGCGGGGUUCAGUAUCGAGGACAUCGGGACGUGCGUGGUGUACGUGACGGAGACGUACUUGGACCCGUCCGUCAGCACCGACCGCGAGGUGCAGUUCUACGCAGCGGCCACGCUGGCCGUCUGGUACGCACGCACCGACUCCUGGGUCGAGUGCGACCGCUGGAUCGCCGUAGCCGAGGAGGCCAAGCCGGUGAAGGCCCGCUGCCUGGUGAGCGUACAUGGCCUCUGUAAGCUGCUGGAGACGCGCCUGAUCCGGCUCUGUGAAACCAUUGUGGAGCAACUGUACGAGGAGACGGAGAAGGAUGAGCCAGUGGUGCGGCAGUACCUCAAGGAGCUCGAGAAGGCCGUCGAGUUCCACAAGGUGUUCAGACCCAGAUACCUGCACAUGCGCGCCUACUUCUGCAUGUUCACCGGCAAGACGGACAAGGCGUUCCGGCUGCUGAAGGAGGCCGUUCUGCUGGCAGACAAGCUGUGCAACAACGUAGACCGCGAGUGGGCCAAACACUCGCUCUACGUCUGGUUCGAGGAGGUGUCCGAGUUCGUCAUGACGUUCUGGCUGCGGCACAGCAUCCAGGGCGAGCUCGACUGGCACGACGCCAAGAACAUCGCUCACUCCAAGAUCAUGUACACGCUGCCAACACCAGAAUACAAGUCGAUGCUGACUGGCGUCUAGCUGGGCGCCAGCCGCCGGCCGUCCGGCUCCUCACGCUGCCGACGCCCGAGUACAAGUCGAUGCUAACCCGCGUCCAGCUGGGCGCCAGCCGCCGGCCGUCCGGCUCCUCACGCUGCCGACGCCCGAGUACAAGUCGAUGUUGACUGGCGUCUAGCUGGGCGCCAGCCGCCGGCCGUCCGGCUCCUCACGCUGCCGACGCCCGAGCACAAGUCGAUGCUGACUGGCGUCCAGCUGGGCGCCAGGCGCCGGCCGUCCGGCUCCUCACGCUGCCGACGCCCGAGUACAAGUCGAUGUUGACUGGCGUCUAGCUGGGCGCCAGGCGCCGGCCGUCCGGCUCCUCACGCUGCCGACACCAGAAUACAAGUCGAUGCUGACCGGCGUCCAGCUGGGCGCCAGCCGCCGGCCGUCCGGCUCCUUCCGAGGCCGACGUUAGCGAGCGGAGCCGCCAGGCAUGCAUCGGCGCCGCGUGGUCAGACUGAUCGCCUCGGGUUCGCAGCCGUCGGAGCUGCGGAGGUCGGCGCGGGCGACACGCUCCCUGGUUGGAGCUGGACCCGCGAGGGUUCCUCGCGUAUUGGCCGGGUGUAGGUGUGUGAGGUAGACGAAGGUGGCUCCUCCAGAGCUCGGUCGGAGGCGCGCGCUGGUAAAGCAGCGUGCGUUCAGCGAGGUGUCCGUGUGGAGGCGAGAACGCUUCCAUCGCCAUUAUAUUCUGUUCGUAUACGUGAUAUAUGCGUCGGUGCGACAUGCACAAACGCGUGGGAUUUAUGCACUGCACAUGCGUCCACGCAAUGCCAGUGUCAUCACCUUGGGCAGAUACCGUACCUAGGCAGAUAGGCACAAAUGACACCUGAAGUGGCGUUAGCAAAUACUAACGACCCGCGAGGCCAAUGACCGGUGAGGCUAAUGCACAUAAAGUACUGAUCGCUUCGGCAUGUGCUGCUUAAAAAUAUAUUGAGACAGUCACUCGACACAAAUAACAAGCAUGGCCUGCUAUCUUCACCCAGAGCUUGGCUGCACGCGAAGAAGACAGUGCAACGGGCUCUAAGACAAUGGAGUGGAAAUAAAUACCAGAGCAUGGUAUUAUUUAUACGUAAAAAAACGCUAGCCAACAGCUGGCUUAUGCCAUCAUCAACUUUUUGCACAACACAACCAAAAGAAAGUUUAUAUUAGCAUCGCAACACCCACAAAUCAAACUUCCGCCCGUCAGCUAAGAAAAUGAAGCAUUUCUUACGCACAUACCGGAAUGGUGUAUGACGAUCAAUGUGACUUCCCGUUCUCCGAUCCCUGUAUCAAAACACGCGCCAACACCUCAACAAAUACAGAGUCGGCGGCAACUCAACACACGUACAGCACGCGCCACAUGCCUGCCAUCUGGCCUGCAACCGACCCUCGCCCGGGACUGGUCAGGACGGCUGGGGCGGUGGUCAGUCCGGCGGCGCGCGCCCCUCCUCACCGGCGCCUGUCAUUGGCCGGAAGGCGGCGUCGCGCGCACGGCCGGGCAGCCUCCAGCGCUCACUCACAAACACUUCACGACUCUGCCACCAGGGCGCGCAUCUGGCGAACGGCGGCCACCAGGCGGGGCGGCAGCGUCGGCCGGCUGGCCGCGCCGCCUGCGCCGCCGCCGCCGCCGCCGCCGCUC
Molecule: messenger RNA, 7188 nt
Organism: Pollicipes pollicipes
Lineage: Eukaryota; Metazoa; Arthropoda; Thecostraca; Pollicipedomorpha; Pollicipedidae
Product: adenylate cyclase type 10
Exons: 38
Coding region: 228-5552 (1774 amino acids)
Biological process (GO): cyclic nucleotide biosynthetic process; intracellular signal transduction
Cellular component (GO): cytoplasm
Molecular function (GO): protein binding; adenylate cyclase activity
Source: RefSeq, a predicted model, not a curated record